AUGAUACACUGUCCCACUUUUCUCGGCCAUCUGCUGGAUUACCAGUUACUCAAAGAACAAACAUACUCGUCUCUGAAACAAGCAUGGAAGAGAAGGAGACAGGAAGAUGUCACAAUUUGCCACGUGGAGGAGUUCUUACCAUUUUUGGAAGCAUCUGUAUUGUGUUUUGCAUGGGGAAUGGAUAUACCUUCGGUAAUUUCAACCCAUACAUCACCUCCUACCUGCGGAACAGAAGCGCCUCGACUGACGUGGCGUAUGCCGACUCUGUGUGGAUCUCAACCUCCAACACCAUCGUCUACGGUCUGACCAUGCCGAUACUCACUUUACUGGAGCGGUGGCUGUCUGCGCGGGGGUGCAUCAUCGUAGGAGGUAUCAUUUACAGUAUUUCAGUGGCAUCAACCUACUUCAGCAUCAACUACAGCUACAUCACUGUCGCCGCAUCCUACGGCGCCAUCGGGGCAGGGAAGGCGCUUGCAUACCCCAUUACAACCAAACUGGCAUUCAGAUGGUUUCCGAACCGGAAGGGUUUGAUCUGCGGGAUCCUGGAAGGAGGGUACGGCGGCAGUGGCUUCAUCCUCAACCAAAUCGUCACUGGCUUCAUAAACCCCGAGAACCUCUCCCCUGAUCAGGAAGUAGGGGACAACGAAUACUUCACCCAGGCGAUUCUUCUGGACAAGGUGCCGUACACGUACUUGCUGCUUGGAGGGAUGUACACCGUGGUCUUCGCCAUAGGCAUCUUAUUAAUGAGGGAACCGCCUGAUGGCUCGACCCAAGAAAUGCCAGUGCAAUACAACAAUGACGACGAAGGUGGCGGCACAGUUGCUGUUUCAACGAUCAGUCAAAAAGACAUGUCCGCUGGUGUUAAUAUUAAGUUGGAACCCACAAGUCAGACUCACACUCCUAGCCCCGACAUGACACCGAGGGAUGUUCUGCGCUCCUGGAUAUUCUAUGCUGUGUGGUUGACAUACUUCUUUGAAGGAUUUGCAGUUGACGUCAACUUCUUCUUCUACAAGACAUAUGGCGAGACGUUUAUUGAUGACGACUACUUCCUUGCCCUGGUAGCCUCGUUUGGAUCUGUGUCUGUUGUGGCCGGGAAUCUCUUCUGGGGCGUUCUUGCUGAUAAGUAUACGUACAAGCCUGUUCUGAUGAUCGUCACAUGUGUGUUCGGCGUCUUCACCUCCACAUUCUGCAUCACCGAGUAUGGAGGAAAGCCAAUGUACUUCAUCUGGGUGUGCGCCAUACACUUCGCCUUCACUGGGCCCUUAACCAUUCUCCCUUUGAUAGCCAUGGAGACGUUUGGCAGCAAGCACUUCUCCAUCAACUACGGCCUUCUCAACACUACAGCGGUUGCCUUCAGUUUUUUCAUGGCGUUUUUCUCCUCACAUGUGAAAGAUACCAUUGGCUGGCAUGGGAUAUAUUUACUUGGAGCUGGUUUCCUCGUCAUUAGUUUUGCAUUUUCUUCUGUCGUCUUUUUCAAGAAGUUUCGAAGAUUACAAUGACACCUUCAAAACUCUUUACGCUGAAAACCUUUGUAUAUAAACAUGAUUUUGUUCAUA
This is a messenger RNA of Haliotis rufescens (red abalone), 1556 nucleotides long. RefSeq names its product MFS-type transporter AFUA_1G00970-like. Gene Ontology annotation, biological process: transmembrane transport. The transcript is spliced from 11 exons. Bases 84 to 1499 code for a protein of 471 amino acids. The record is from RefSeq and is a predicted model, not a curated record. Gene Ontology annotation, molecular function: transmembrane transporter activity. Lineage: Eukaryota; Metazoa; Mollusca; Gastropoda; Lepetellida; Haliotidae.